Caenorhabditis angaria is the source of this 1510-nucleotide messenger RNA. NCBI's taxonomy places the organism in Eukaryota, Metazoa, Nematoda, Chromadorea, Rhabditida, Rhabditidae. The record is from the annotation of a GenBank genome assembly.
AUGUUGGCAUCUUUGGCGGAAUUUUGGGAUGAUAUGAAGGUAUUUUGGGAUUUUCUGGAAGAGUUUGAAAAUUUUCAGCGUAUUUGAUUUUCCAGAAAAUUUUCCUCAAGUUCAUAAUUCAAGUUUUCAGCUCGAAUUAAUGGCAUUAGGAAGUGAUUAUAAAUUACCGCGAACGUUUCGAAAAGUUGAUGAAGCGAAGCGAAAAGCUCGAGCCGAACUCACAAAAUUCGGAUGGGAUACUUUAGGAUAUUCGGAGGAUUUUAAGCUGCCACCAGUCAAAGACACCAUUUUAAGAAUCGAUUGUGAAGAAUUGACGGUUGAUGAAUUCCGCGAAAAGUAUGAGAGGACAAGAACACCGAUUAUUAUCACAGGAUUGACGAAAAAUUGGCAAGCUAAUGAGAAAUGGACGUUAGAGGUAACAUAAAAAUAUGAUUUCAAAUUUUUCAGCAAAAUUUUUCUUCAGAGAAUCGCUCGAAAAUAUCGUAACCAGAAAUUCAAGUGUGGCGAAGAUGAUGAUGGAUUUUCGGUGAAGUUGAAAAUGAAAUAUUAUCAUGAUUAUAUGGUGAAUAAUAUUGACGAUAGUCCACUCUAUAUUUUUGAUUCGAGUUUUGCAGAUGUGAGUUUUCAAAAGUUUCGGAAAAUAUUUCAUAUCCCUCGAUCUUGCAGCGUCAUAAAACUAAACAAUUGCGAGAAGAUUACGAAGUUCCAAAAUAUUUCGAAGAUGAUCUUUUCAAUUAUGCCGAUUCAAAAAAGCGCCCACCACAUCGAUGGUUUGUUAUGGGACCAGCUCGCUCUGGAACUGCUAUACAUAUCGAUCCACUUGGAACUAGCGCUUGGAACACUUUGAUUCAAGGACAUAAAAGAUGGGUUCUUAUUCCACCAAAUGCUCCAAGAGAUAUUGUAAAACCAUUGUCACAUGAAAAAGGAAAACAUCCGAGUGAAGGAAUUACUUGGUUUAACACAGUUUAUAAGCGAGUUCGAAGUCCGGGUUGGCCGCAGGAAUAUGCUCCGAUUGAAUGUAUUCAGGGACCCGGAGAAACUAUGUUUGUACCGGCUGGAUGGUGGCAUGUUGUAUUGAAUGAAGAUCAUACGAUUGCAGUCACACAGAAUUAUUGUUCGAUUGAGAAUUUGCAUCUGGUUUGGCCGAAAACAGUUAAAGGAAGACCGAAAUUGAGUAAACAUUGGUUGAAAAGGUAAAUCAAGAAGAGAACCAGAUUUGUCCUAAUUCCGAUUUCUCAGAAUCACUGCCGAACGACCCGAAUUACUACCGAUUAUUCGAGAAUGUAGCGAAAAUGGUAUCAAUGAUAUGAACGAUUCUUCAAGCGAUUCAUCAAGCUCGUCUUCAUCUUCUGAUGAUUCUUCAGAUGAUGAUGAUUCGGGAUGUGAUCGAGAAGAUCAAGGUUCGUGCAGUGGAACAACUCGAAAACGAAAAAUUAGUGGAACUAUGAAAUGUGAAGAACAAUGUCCCGAAAAAACUAGUCGCAGUCAUGAAAAAGAAAGUUGCGCAUAA